This is a messenger RNA of Mycosarcoma maydis (corn smut), 450 nucleotides long. RefSeq names its product putative calmodulin. Lineage: Eukaryota; Fungi; Basidiomycota; Ustilaginomycetes; Ustilaginales. The record is from RefSeq and is a predicted model, not a curated record. Gene Ontology annotation, biological process: spindle pole body organization. The transcript is spliced from 3 exons. Gene Ontology annotation, molecular function: calcium ion binding; enzyme regulator activity. Gene Ontology annotation, cellular component: central plaque of spindle pole body. Bases 1 to 450 code for a protein of 149 amino acids.
AUGGCCGACCAGCUUACCGAAGACCAGAUCGCCGAGUUCAAGGAGGCCUUCUCCCUGUUUGACAAGGACGGCGAUGGCACCAUCACCACCAAGGAGCUUGGCACCGUCAUGCGAUCGCUCGGUCAGAACCCCACCGAGGCAGAGCUGCAGGACAUGGUCAAUGAGGUGGAUGCCGACGGCAACGGCACUAUCGACUUUCCCGAAUUCCUCACCAUGAUGGCACGCAAGAUGAAAGACACUGAUUCGGAAGAAGAGAUCAAGGAGGCCUUCAAGGUAUUCGACAAGGAUGGAAACGGCUUUAUUAGCGCCGCUGAGCUUCGACAUGUCAUGACCAACUUGGGCGAGAAGCUCUCAGACAACGAGGUCGACGAAAUGAUCCGAGAGGCUGACGUCGAUGGCGACGGCCAGAUCAACUACGACGAAUUUGUCAAGAUGAUGCUGAGCAAGUAG